Messenger RNA from Trichophyton rubrum CBS 118892, 837 nucleotides. RefSeq lists its product as uncharacterized. Gene Ontology annotation, biological process: RNA polymerase I preinitiation complex assembly; nucleolar large rRNA transcription by RNA polymerase I. The record is from RefSeq and is a predicted model, not a curated record. The transcript has 5 exons. Gene Ontology annotation, cellular component: RNA polymerase I core factor complex; RNA polymerase transcription factor SL1 complex. Bases 1 to 837 code for a protein of 278 amino acids. NCBI's taxonomy places the organism in Eukaryota, Fungi, Ascomycota, Eurotiomycetes, Onygenales, Arthrodermataceae. Gene Ontology annotation, molecular function: RNA polymerase I core promoter sequence-specific DNA binding.
AUGGCGGAGUCGAUGCGCGGUAUCUGCGGCCAGGAAGGCUGCCGCGAAACCCGUUACUAUAUCGAAAACGGGCUGUGGUUUUGCCGUCAAGGGCAUCAGCAGCAGGGCCAGGAAGUGGUCGUAGACGACGAGAAUUUCGGCGGCCACGGCAGAACAGCCCGACGGAAGAAAGUCCAGGCUGAACGGAGAUCCAAAACUUAUCAUGGGAGUGAUGCAUUCCAGCUGUUCCUGGAAGCCUAUCAGCUCUUGCUGUGGAAACAAUGUCACGCUCUGGUUCAUGGAAAGGGGCUUCCCUCAGAACUCGAGGGGAUUGUAAAGGAUUUAUGGAUUCUCCGGCUUGAGAAGAUUUAUGAAGGGAGAGAUGAUAUCUACACUGACGAUGAGAAUUCGACCCAGCUCUUCAGUUCUCAGACUGGCGUGUCAAGCGAACUUGAUAAAGAAGAGUACCAAUAUCACAAGCGGAAGCUCAGUACUUCACCUCGAGUAAUUGAUUCCUUGGCUCUUUGCUACUUGGGUACAUUGCUACUCCGCCUUCCAGUAAGCAUUGGGUACAUGCAAGAAUGGGUUGCUGAGGAUGAAAUACCGUUCAUGAGGCCUCUCCGCUUUAUACCCUCAGACAUGAAAGACCGGCUACCUGCAAUAUAUCACAUGGCAUUUGAUACAAAGAAUCUACCCGUCGGGGAUCAAAUUCACCGAGCUGUUGCGGACUUGAUUGUGCUGUACCACCGUGAUUUUAGCAUAGAGUUCCCGGCCAUUAACUCAUCGUUACUUCUUUUCUCUUAUGUAAAGAAACUCGCUCUACCUAGUAAGUUGACCGAUAAGGGGCUUCUAUUAUAA